Molecule: messenger RNA, 1250 nt
Organism: Raphanus sativus (radish)
Lineage: Eukaryota; Viridiplantae; Streptophyta; Magnoliopsida; Brassicales; Brassicaceae
Exons: 1
Source: RefSeq, a predicted model, not a curated record
CGCCGUUUCUCUGUAAACCCUAACGCCGGUAAGUCAUCAAACUCGUGGAAAAGAUGAACAUAAAACGUUGUCUCUUUCAAUUUACUCAUUCUCACCGUUUCACGUUUAUUUUUUCAGAUCUAUAACCACAAUGACGAGUACUCGAACUCCUUCUGCGACUAAUCAGGUCCGCUUGAAAUUUUUCUACUGGAAGACUUGUAAGUAAGUCGUCUGGAAAGUCUUCAACCUGGACGACUUAGUACGUCCAUUUGGAAGACUUUCCAGACGACUUAAAUAUAAGUCGUCAACUAAGUCGUCCAGUUGGACGACUUUCUAGACGACUUAUAUUUAAGUCGUCUACUAAGUCGUCUGGAGUAACAAUUAAGGCGUGAUUGAUUUAGCUUGUGUUCUGACUUCUAUUGUUGUCUUUGAUUAUUUUGCAGACAAAAAGGAUGGAUAUUCCAGAACUCCCCCGUAGGUUAUACACAUUAGGGGAAGAGCCAGAACCCCACAAUAGCAUUUCGUAUCAUACGGAUAACACGAAGUUGCAUACUGCUCUUAGGGAAGCUCUCACUGAUGCUGAAUUUGAAGAGCUCAAGGAGUCGAGAUUGGGAGUUUUCAUCAAGUUCAAGGAGCAGGGAUUUGGUUGGGCUUCAAGGCUGGUUCACCACUUGCUCGGUUUAAAGCUGGACAUUAAGAAGAAGUACGAGAUGUGGUGUCUCGUUGGUCCAGAACCUGCGAGGUUUUCACUGUUAGAGUUUGAAAACAUCACUGGUCUAAACUGCGACUACAUCGAGGACCUUGAGACACCAGAAUGUGAAGUUACCCCACAGAUGGUUUCUUUCUGGGAGAUGAUGGGAGUUCAUCGGGAAGCUGGGCCAAGUACUGAUCAGAUAAUAGCAGCACUGAAGAGAUGCGGGGAUUGGUCCAGGGAAGAUCGCAAGCGACUCGCGUACCUUUCCAUCUUCACUGGAUUCAUUGAAGGGAAAAAGUUCUCAAGCGCUACACGAGCUACUCUCGCAAGGCUAGUGAUGGAUUUAGAAAGGUUUGAGAAUUAUCCAUGGGGGAGAGUCGCGUUUAAGGUGCUGAUGGACUCUUUGUGGAACAAAGAUAUUACUGGCUGUUACACCGUGGAUGGCUUUAUACAAGUUCUUCAGGUCUGGGCGUACGAAGCUAUUCCGGGAUUGGGUGCUAGUAUUGGUCUACCCAGAGCAAACAGUCCGUCUCCACCGAUUCUGGCUUACGACGGCAGCAGAGGCCGCAGAUUCAUG